AUGGUGGAGAACAAGCGACGACUGGCGAUGACUUUGUGCAGGCCUGAUGCUUUGGCUAGUGCAGCCAAGUUGGCUGCCACUGGAGAAGGCCUAAUGAGUGACAUCGAUUCAGCGACAGCUGACCCAGGUGAUGGUUUGACCAUCCAGCUGCAGCGUCAGAAGCACCGGAUUAUCGGAUUCUCCUUCGCCAGGCAUGUGGUGCUGAGCGUGGUUGGCAUCCAUUGCUUCUAUCAUCGCUCCGGUCCAGGCUUCGCUCAGCCACCUGCAGAGCCUGCAGACGAAGCUGUCAGUCUGCUGGUGGCCGAAACGCGUUCGCGUGGCCGAGACUAUUUGGCGCUGUCCGUGACAGGUGAAGCAGGUUGUGCAGAUAAGCCAGAGGAUUUGUUGGAGGAGUUAGAUGCUUGGACUUCCGAGAAAAAACAUGGCUACUUCAGGUCGCAGCAAAGUGUGUCCCAAAGGUCGACUUAUCGGACGCUGGGCUCGGAUGAGCUGCGACAACGGAUGAACAGCCACUGGGACCAGGGCCGUUUGCUCGUCUCAUGCUAUGACGCCUUCGCGUGGCUGCGCACUGGAAAGCGUCCGGUGCAUGGAGAACCGCCCACCGCGGAGGAUGUGCUGCGCAGCAUCGCGCGGGUGCUGGAACGUCCAUCCACGGAAGCCAGUGAUGUUGAACUGCUUCAAUGGAUUGGGGAAGAGUAUGGCGAAGAUGGCUUGCAGCGAUUGUUGGAGGCUGUGAAGGAUCCAGACAAAGAUGCAGUGGACGAGCUGAAGGAAUUUUUCAGCUGGUUUCGCGACCUCUUUCCCUACUACCAUGGAGCCUGCGGAUCUUGCAUGAAUGAGACUACGCAUUUCCUGGGCGUAGUCAGGCCUAGCGAGGUGGAGCGUGAAGAUGGGGGAGCAGGAGUCUCUGAGAUCUAUUUCUGCGAAGGCUGCAACUGCACCACCAGCUUCCCCCGUUUCCGGCGGGUGCGUCCGGUCUUGGCGUCGCAACGGGGUCGCUGUGGUGAGUACGCCUGGCUGGCGCUGAGGCUGGUGGAAGCCCUCACUUUGCCUGGUCGAUGGGUGGACAACCACGCAGGGCAUGUCUGGGUUGAAGCUCUCCUAGACGGACGUUGGGUGCACAUCGACCCUUGCGAAGCCGUAGUGGAUGAACCACUUCUUUAUGCCACUGGAUGGGGACGAUGUCCUUCACACGUCUUGACUUACCAGGCCAACGAGUCUGGUGUCUUCAUCGAGGACGUCACCGACAGCUACCGCCCAGCUGAUGCUGAAGCGUUGCCGCAGAAGGAGCUUUCGCAGGUCAAAGACGCCAUUGCGAAAGCGCUGCGCUUGCUGGAGAGACAGCAGGCAGAAGCCAAUGCUGAAGGAAAAAAUGGGGGAGAGAAGCACAACAGCAAUACUGCAACAGUGUGUGCCAAUGCUUAUGCUGCGUGCAUUGCUGCCUUCGUUGCGAGCACGGGAUUUUUCCACGGCUAUGACAACGCCGUGGUGAACGAUGUCUUUACAAUGCCCAGCUUCCGCAACAUGAUGGGAUGGCCAGAGGAAGACAAUGCCGAAGUCGCCUUUUGGGAAGGCUUCACGGUGAAUGGUUUCAACCUGGGUGCCGCGGUGGCCGCUGUCCUGGCCGGGCACCUCUUAGUGGACCGCCAUGGCCGGCGCCCCGCGCUGAAGCUGGGCACCAUGCUCUUCGCGUGCGGCGGAGGCUUGCAGGCGUCGGCCAUGAAUCAACUGAUGCUGAUCUUCGGUCGUCUGAUCGCUGGCGUGGGCGUGGGUAUCACCUCGGCAGCAGGACCGGCCUUUAUCUCAGAAGUAUCUCCUUCACAGAUUCGUGGAAUGCUGGUGGGAGUCUACCAGAACAAUGUGUGCUUAGCCAUCGUUUUUGCCGCCCUGUUGAACUACUUCGUACACGACCUUGCGUUUGGAUGGCGCAUUUCCCUGGGCCUGCAGGUGGCUUUGGGCUGCCUGGUCUUCGUGGGUUUGAUCUUCGUCUGCGAGACACCACGCUUCUUGGAAUCCAAGGGACGCUCCAGCGAGGCUUUGGAGGUGCUCACGCGCUUGCGCGCAGGGAACAGAGAUGCAGCCAAACAAGAGCUGACAGAAGUGCAGGACGAACUGGCAGAAGAGCAGCAGACGGGCGAAGCGGCAUGGAGUGAAAUCUUUACCACACCAUUCUUUCGAAACGUGGUCCUGAUCGGUUGCUUGGUACAGUUCUUCCAAAUCACCACGGGCAUCAAUGCGGUGGUGAGUUUUAGUGGCACCCUCUUCAAGGCGCUGGGGAUUUCUGGCAUCGGACCUUCCUUGGUCCCUUUCAUCGCCUUUACCGUGGGAAAUGGCGUGGGCAGUUUCUUCUUGGUGGACCGCGCGGGUCGAAGAGUGCUGCUCCUGUAUGGGAUGAUUACCAUGUGCAUCACCAUGUUAGUAGGUGGAGCUAUCGCUUUGCUGGCCCAUGACCCCACCACGGGGGAGAUUCAGUCGGCGGCCGGGGUGGUCAUUGUCGCCAUGAUCGUGACUUACAUGUUCGCCUUUGGAAUCUCCUGGGGCUUCGGCGCCUGGCUCUACAUCUCCGAGAUCAUGCCGCUGCGCGUGCGCGGCAAAGCGGUGGGACUCUGCACCGCGGUGAACUGGGGUCCAGCGAAUGUCCUGAGCGCCUUCAUGACACCUCAGAUGAUCUCAUCACCCAUGGGACCGGGAGGGACCCUGCUGUUCUUCGGAUGCGUGUGCCUCAUAGUGAUUCCUUUUGCGGCAACAUGUUUGCCGGAAACGAAGGGAAAAUCCUUGGAAGAGGUGGUGCCCCUCUUUCGCUUUUCAGGAUGGUCAGGCUUUCGCCACUUUGUGAAGGGAAACUUGAAGGGCGGCCUGGGCUUCACGGGGGAGCUCUCUGUCGAUACCUGCAGCACCGAGACCGGUAGCUACGAAUCUUGA
Cladocopium goreaui is the source of this 2922-nucleotide messenger RNA. The record is from the annotation of a GenBank genome assembly. NCBI's taxonomy places the organism in Eukaryota, Dinophyceae, Suessiales, Symbiodiniaceae.